Molecule: messenger RNA, 426 nt
Organism: Phalacrocorax carbo (great cormorant)
Lineage: Eukaryota; Metazoa; Chordata; Aves; Suliformes; Phalacrocoracidae
Source: RefSeq, a predicted model, not a curated record
AUGCAGAUCGUCCGGUGGCUGUACCUCUCCGGGCUGGUGUUUGCCGUGCUGAUCCCGGCAGGGUGGCAGAUGGGCCCCGAGGACUUGGAUGACACGUCCAGAUGGCAGGCGUAUGAAUCGCAAAGCACCCAAAGCUUCACGUCCAACGCCAAGCGACACUCAGAGGGCACCUUCACCAGCGACUUCACCCGCUACCUGGACAAGAUGAAGGCCAAGGACUUUGUGCACUGGCUCAUCAACACCAAGCGGUACAGCGCCACGAAGAGGUACCUGAAGGAGGAGCCCCGCAGCAUCCCUGUCCCGGCAACAUUCCCACCACUCACGUGCCUCCUCCUAAAGUUUUCACCUGGGAUCGUGUCUCAGCUCCGUUUCCUCUGUAACCGCUCCCGCGGCGCAGCAGACCCUGCAGCUUUCCCUAAAUCGUAA